UUUUAUAGAUAUCAACCAUGAUUGUUCAACAACAAUAGUCGAAUUGAAUUAUCCUUGGGAAUGUCGAUCACCAGCGAGCCAUAUGGUGGGGAAGUGGUGUCCCAAGGAAUAAUCACCAAGUUUAAUUUUAUGGAGAAUGAACUAAAACGUGCAUCUCCGUUAAGUCAUGAAAAUAUCAGGGAAAGUCUGACUGUCAAUGAGGAGAUAAUUGUGAGUGCUAAUGGACAUUUGCCAGGUAAAGUUGAUUGUCAGACUCGGUCUACUGUGUACUUUGAAGAGGAUCUAGAAACAUGCGACGAUAUACCUGCUAGGUUUGAGGAAUCCAUAGAUAUUGUUCCAUUGUCAGACGAUUCGUCGAUUACCGAGAAGUGGGAUUGUGAAAAUGUUGAGAUACCUAUUUCAAAG
Molecule: messenger RNA, 405 nt
Organism: Trachymyrmex septentrionalis
Lineage: Eukaryota; Metazoa; Arthropoda; Insecta; Hymenoptera; Formicidae
Exons: 2
Source: RefSeq, a predicted model, not a curated record